AUGACGUUUCUAUGCGAUGGGAGGAUUCAAAGUUUUUUUGAAGCGAAUGGAAGGAGAAACCAUAGAUCUUUUGUUGUUUUACUAGGAGAACAUGCAAAGUCUCAGCUUCGAACCAUCCAUAGGAUAUUGCAGAGGAAUACGAACGGCGCUGUAGAAACUGUAAUUUGGUGCCACAAGAAUGAUGUGACAAGAAAGGCUGGACGGAAAUCCUAUGGCAAAAGACAGAAGAAUGAAGUGGAAAAAGAGGAGUCUGAGGAUGAUCUAGCACUCUUCAUAAGAGGUAAUGAGAUAGAAUUUAUUGAAUAUAAAGAAAGUGAGAGGAUUCUGGGUAGAACUGUCGAUAUGCUGAUACUACAAGACUUUGAAGCUCUAUCUCCUAAUUUAAUAGCAACAAGUAUGGAAACGGUGAGAGGAGGAGGAGCUAUAAUAUUACUUUUGGAUAGUACCCAUUCUAUAGAAACUCUUGUAUCCCGUAAGUCCGACAUUCAUGAGAAAAUCGGAGAGUUCGAGCCAAGAUACAACAAAAGGCUGUUCAAAUCAUUAUUGAAUUCGAAUUUCGCAUUGUUCUUAGAUGACCAGCUUAAUAUACUGGAUAAUAUAAGCAAGUUGGAUAUCCAGGGCCCCAAGGUUGAUGGAAAGAGAAUGACGGCUGAAGCUCCAGAUGAUUCAAAUGCUGAGGGUUUGAAAAGUUUAGGAAGGACUAAGGACCAAAUAUACAUAAUCGAAGAAGUUUUUAAAGCCUUGGAGGCACGAGAAAGCAGAACAAUUUUCUCUAUCACUGCAUCAAGGGGAAGAGGAAAGUCUGCUGCACUAGGAAUAUCAAUAGCUCAGGCAGUGAAUCUUGGGCUUCUUUCCGUAUACAUUGCAUCUCCAGCAAUAGAGAAUGUCAAGACAGUAUUUCUGUUUCUUAUUGCUGGGCUUGAAAGAUUGGGAUAUAAAAGGUAUGUCGACUUCAAAAUUAUAUAUCAAUUUAGAGGAAAUAAGAGAUUUAUGCAGAAGAUCGAGUUCAUUGGCGGAAGAAAGCAGAUCAUAGAAUACUUCAAUCCUAUGAAUGAGCUUAAGUACUAUCCAGACCUUAUCGUGAUUGACGAGGCUGCAGCAAUUCCUCUUACGUAUAUUACUGGACUGAUAUUUCCAAACUUCGUUAUAAUGGCUACAACGAUAAAUGGAUACGAAGGGACAGGAAGGGCGUUUUCUGUCAAGUUGUCUGAGACACUUAGGAAGAGUAGUGCUGAAACGAAUUCCUUUGUAUACAAAGAGAUGGCAAUGAAGGAGUCUAUCAGGUAUGGCCAAAAUGAUCCUGUGGAGAACUGGUUAUAUAAGGUACUGCUGUUGGAUACAACUGUUCCAAAGAUUCAAGGAUGCCCAAUCCCAGCAGAGUGUAAGCUUUUUUACGUAGACAAGAGUGUUCUCUUUUCAGGAAAACCUCCUGCAGAGAAAUUCUUGAAUGGAAUGUUCUCGUUGUUUAUUUCUUCCCACUACAGAAAUAGUCCUAAUGAUCUUCAGAUAUUAGCAGAUUCCCCGAGGCAUGAGAUACUCGCUCUUGUUACCCCCGUAGAAGAUAACGGAAAGGACAUACCAAAAGUCAUUUGUUCUCUCCAAAUUUCGUUUGAAGGUAAAUGUGCAAGAACAGAACAUUUGAGAGAAGGGAAUCUAAUCCCUUGGGUUGUAUCUGAAGAACACCUGGACCCAUCGUUUCUUGACACAUAUGGAAUCAGGAUAGUUAGGAUAGCUGUUCACCCUGAAUAUGUUGGCAUGGGAUAUGGAACAAUGUCCUUGAAUCUACUGAUCAACCAUCUUUCUAGCCAUAGUAAAGAUAUUUAUCUAAUGAAGAAGAAAAAUGAGGGGGAAAAUGUUCUUUUACAUAGAAUAGAUGACAUCCUGAUUCCUCAGGUGGGAUGGAUCGGGGCUUCAUUUGGAAUAACGGAGUCUUUGUGUAGAUUCUGGGAGAAGAGCAAGUUUAUUCCCGUGGGGAUAAAACAAACGGUUACACAAGAAACAGGAGAGCAUUCUGGGAUUUUCAUUAGAUCUCUAAAUCACGAUGAAGAUGAUAGAAUACGUGGGUACAAUCAAAAUUUCAUGGCAAGAUUUGUUGGACAACUUUCAAACAGCUUCCAAAAGCUUGGACCAUCUCUGUCUUUAUCUCUUCUAAAUAAUUCCAUUGUGGGAAGAGGGCGGGCAACAUACUUCUCAUCUGAUGAUAUUUCUAGGAUAAGAAUGGCAGCUGCAGGGAAGAUAGAUUUGAAUCUUGUAACAGAUAUUAUUCCAGAUAUAUCUAGGAUGUACUUCUAUGGAAAACUCAAUCAGGAUCUGUCGGUUCUUAGGAAGUCGGUUUUGUUGAUGGUAGGAUGCCAGAACAAAAGCAUUGAUGCGGUUGCAGAGCUUCUUACUCUAAAACCGUUUCAAAUUAAUAAUAUCCUGACUAAAGUGUUGUCAAUUCUCCUCGAAGACAUUGAAAGAAAUUAUAUAAUGAAUUAA
Encephalitozoon romaleae SJ-2008 is the source of this 2478-nucleotide messenger RNA. Its product is annotated as putative P-loop ATPase/acetyltransferase fusion. The record is from RefSeq and is a predicted model, not a curated record. Bases 1 to 2478 code for a protein of 825 amino acids. Gene Ontology annotation, biological process: rRNA acetylation involved in maturation of SSU-rRNA. NCBI's taxonomy places the organism in Eukaryota, Fungi, Microsporidia, Unikaryonidae. Gene Ontology annotation, cellular component: 90S preribosome; nucleolus. The transcript has a single exon. Gene Ontology annotation, molecular function: 18S rRNA cytidine N-acetyltransferase activity; tRNA binding.